GGCAGAUGUUACAACUUUUUCGCAGUCUCUCCCGCUGUGUGUCCCUUCCCAGGCUCUCCCAGCCAGUGUCUCCCUCCCCUUUCCCCGUGGGGUCCUGCCCAUCUCCCUGCGGGGAGCCAGGCCUUGCGGAGGACUCUGGGCUGGGCCAGAGGCCGGGCCUGGAGCAUCGGGGGUCGUGGGGAGGAGAGAAGGAAAGCGGUGACCAGAGAAAUUAGGAGGCGGGAGGGAUUCGGGGUAGAGAAGAAGCGGAGAGUCGGGGGAUGGUGGAGAGCACUUUUGGGAAGCCGACACGCGGAGACUCCCGCUGGCCUGGCUGAGUUAGGGGAUAGGGACCCAAGGCGGCCGCGGGCGGCUGGAUGCGGGCCUGACUUUCCCGGAACGCCCAGCCCCCUGCCCAGCGGCCGGUCCCGGACUAGACCCUGGGCGGCCCCCGGGGGCCGGAGCCUUCUGGCUGCAUCCAGGCCGGCGGGCGGGCUGGCGGUGCGCCUCCGGCGGUAAGGCUCAGAGGCCGGGGAGCCCAGCGCGCCCGCCCGGGCAGUCGCGAUGCACGCCCUCACGGGAUUCUCCUUGGUCAGCCUGCUAAGCUUCGGCUACCUGUCCUGGGAUUGGGCCAAGCCGAACCUAGUGGCUGACGGGCCUGGGGAGGCCGGCGAGCAGCCCUCGGCUGCUCCACCACGGCCUCCUCACAUCAUCUUCAUCCUCACCGACGACCAGGGGUACCACGACGUGGGCUACCAUGGCUCAGAUAUCCAGACCCCCACGCUGGACCGGCUGGCCGCUGAGGGCGUCAAGCUGGAGAAUUACUACAUCCAGCCCAUUUGCACACCUUCGCGGAGUCAGCUCCUCACUGGCAGGUACCAGAUCCACACAGGACUGCAACACUCCAUUAUCCGCCCUCGGCAGCCCAACUGUCUGCCCCUGGACCAGGUGACACUGCCCCAGAAGCUACAGGAGGCAGGAUAUUCCACCCACAUGGUGGGCAAAUGGCACCUGGGCUUCUACCGGAAGGAGUGCCUGCCCACUCGCAGGGGCUUCGACACCUUCCUGGGCUCACUCACAGGCAACGUGGACUACUACACCUAUGACAACUGCGAUGGCCCAGGGGUAUGUGGCUUCGACCUUCGAGAGGGAGAGAGUGUGGCCUGGGGUCUCAGCGGCCAGUAUUCCACCAUGCUCUAUGCCCAGCGUGCCAGCCACAUUCUGGCCAGCCACAGCCCCCAGCAGCCCCUUUUCCUCUACGUGGCUUUCCAGGCAGUACACACACCCCUACAGUCACCUCGGGAGUACCUGUAUCGAUACCGCACCAUGGGCAAUGUGGCCCGGCGCAAGUACGCAGCCAUGGUGACCUGCAUGGAUGAGGCUGUGCGUAACAUCACCUGGGCCCUCAAGCGCUAUGGUUUCUAUAACAACAGUGUCAUCAUCUUUUCCAGUGACAAUGGUGGCCAGACUUUCUCGGGGGGCAGUAACUGGCCUCUUCGAGGACGCAAGGGCACUUACUGGGAAGGUGGUGUGCGGGGCCUGGGUUUUGUCCAUAGCCCUCUGCUCAAGCGAAAGCGGCGGACAAGUCGGGCCCUGGUGCAUAUCACAGACUGGUACCCGACCCUGGUGGGUCUGGCAGGUGGUACCACAUCAGCAGCUGAUGGACUGGACGGCUAUGAUGUGUGGCCAGCCAUCAGUGAGGGCCGGUCCUCGCCACGCACAGAGAUCCUGCACAAUAUCGACCCACUCUACAACCAUGCCCAGCAUGGCUCCCUGGAGGGUGGCUUUGGCAUCUGGAAUACAGCUGUGCAGGCUGCCAUCCGGGUGGGAGAGUGGAAGCUGCUGACUGGAGACCCAGGCUAUGGUGACUGGAUCCCACCACAGACAUUGGCCUCCUUCCCUGGCAGCUGGUGGAACCUGGAGAGGAUGGCCAGUGUCCGUCAAGCUGUGUGGCUGUUUAACAUCAGUGCUGACCCUUACGAACGAGAGGACCUGGCUGGCCAGCGACCUGACAUUGUCCGUACCCUGCUGGCCCGCCUGGCCGAUUAUAACCGCACUGCCAUCCCUGUGCGCUAUCCAGCUGAGAACCCUCGGGCCCACCCUGACUUUAAUGGGGGUGCUUGGGGGCCAUGGGCCAGUGAUGAGGAAGAGGAGGAGGAGGAGGAGGAAGGUGGGGCUCAGAGCUUCUCCCGGGGGCGACGCAAGAAGAAAUGCAAGAUUUGCAAGCUUCGAUCUUUUUUUCGUAAACUCAACACCAGGCUGAUGUCCCACCGAAUCUGAUGGAUGGGAGUGGUGGGGAUCUCAAGUUCCCCUCACUUUUCCACUGCUGUUUCUCAGGGAGAAGACCAAGUCUUUAUUGAUAAGAAAGUGGAGGGCAUAGAAGCCCGCAACUGAAUAGGAUGGAAACUUGGGGAGAGGGCACAAACUAGUCUGGUAUGCCUGCAUCCUGGGCCUGUUUCUCUCCUGAGACUCAGGUUACCUAUAGCAACAUUGGGCCUUGGUCUCCUCACCUGUAAGAUGAGUUUAUGUGACCUGUGCCUGGGGCUGUGGCAGAGUUCCUUGUUGACCUUGCCACCUUCUAGAUGAUAUGGGCCCAGGGCCUUCUUUUUUGGACAGCAGCUAGAUGCUCUAUAAAGGGACCUGGUGAGGGCUGACAGUAUGGGGCAUGAGGCUGGGAAGUCACCUUUCCUGGAUCUUACACGCCUUGGUCAGUCCUGGGGCUGCAUGGUGUGGGAACUUGGUGGACCGCUCUUCUUUCUUUCCCUAACAUCCAGGGAGCACCCCAUCCAUAGUCCCAGGCACAGGUCACCUGUGGUCUGCCCACUGCCCAGGACACUCCCGGAGCAGCUGCAUGUUGAGAGUUGGGGAAACAGCUGUGAAAAGAUCCUCUGAACCAGUCAUUUCCUUUGACCCUGGGCACAGUCCUUCCCCUGGGGCCUCAAUUUCCCUACCUGCAAAGGGGUAGGGGAAUGCUAGCCCUGGCUUUGCCUACCUCACAGGGAUAGAAAACUGGCCAAGCUUAAUGGUUGUGGAAGAGCUUGUGAGCUGAAUUAAAGUGCCAUUGCCCAGAGUUGAGAGA
Molecule: messenger RNA, 3058 nt
Organism: Nannospalax galili (Upper Galilee mountains blind mole rat)
Lineage: Eukaryota; Metazoa; Chordata; Mammalia; Rodentia; Spalacidae
Gene: Arsi
Product: arylsulfatase family member I
Exons: 2
Coding region: 544-2259 (571 amino acids)
Source: RefSeq, a predicted model, not a curated record